Molecule: messenger RNA, 659 nt
Organism: Chanos chanos (milkfish)
Lineage: Eukaryota; Metazoa; Chordata; Actinopteri; Gonorynchiformes; Chanidae
Gene: lage3
Product: L antigen family member 3
Exons: 3
Coding region: 14-310 (98 amino acids)
Cellular component (GO): EKC/KEOPS complex
Source: RefSeq, a predicted model, not a curated record
UUGUAUUAUCAAGAUGGCGUCGUCGGAUUUGGGAACGAAUAACCACACCGAACAGAAACUGGAAUUUUCACUGGAAGUCCCUUUACCGUCUGCGCGUGAAGCGCACAUAGCUCUGCAGUCUCUGUCCCCUGAUCGCGAGCCACGGAAAGGGGGGAUUACGAAGAAACUCAGUGCAUCGGGGAACAUGUUGUCUGCACACUGGACGGCAGAUGAGGCUCGUAUUCUCCGUGUUUCAGUCGGGUCGUUUCUGGAUCAUCUAUCGCUGGUUUUGGAGACUAUGGAUGCAUUUGGACCUCCUGCUCCACAAUAACACUCUGGCUAUGAUAGUGAUCAGGAAAAGGUGCUGAGCUGGUCUUAUGCAGUGGACAUUACCAGUAAGGGAUUAAACCAGGAAUCCACCACUGUCAGGGUGGCAGUAACGCGAGAAAGAGUUGUCCUGAAUUGGUCCUACUGGGUGGUAAAUCAGGGUUGUUCAACUCUGACUCUCACAUUCAGAGACCAUGCUUGGUAUUACUGUUGCCCUUUAGAUAAGGACAAACGUCUACAUGGGAGUCAGUUUUGUGCAUUUUUCAGCCAUCAUAGACACACAGUUCCGUGGAUUUCUCGAACAGAGUUGAAUGGCACUAGUCCUCAAGAUGGGUUUACUGGUUUGACACAGA